Mollisia scopiformis is the source of this 759-nucleotide messenger RNA. RefSeq lists its product as uncharacterized. The transcript has a single exon. NCBI's taxonomy places the organism in Eukaryota, Fungi, Ascomycota, Leotiomycetes, Helotiales, Mollisiaceae. Gene Ontology annotation, biological process: methylation. The record is from RefSeq and is a predicted model, not a curated record. Gene Ontology annotation, molecular function: S-adenosylmethionine-dependent methyltransferase activity; nucleic acid binding; protein methyltransferase activity. The coding region runs from base 1 to 759 and encodes 252 amino acids. Gene Ontology annotation, cellular component: eRF1 methyltransferase complex.
AUGCUUCCCACGCCGUCAACCUCGCAUGUAGAUUUCGAGCGGAUUUACGAGCCUGCAGAGGAUUCAUACCUGUUGCUUGAUACUUUAUCAUCUGAGACUGAGAAGGACUUCCUACGGACCCGAUACAGUGCUGCCCACUCACCGUCGCCGCUGGUUGUCGAAGUAGGCACCGGAUCCGGAGUUGUCCUCUCAUUCCUCAAUGCACAUGCACAAACCAUCCUGGGCCGUGCCGAUAUAUUGACAUUUGGAAUUGAUGUGAACAGGUUCGCAUGCAAGGCUACGGAACAGACGGUCUCUGUAACCAGUCAAGAGCAGAUCACGCACGAUUUAUCACAUGGCUUCUACAUGGGAAAUAUAUUAGGCGACCUCACCAACACAUUGAAAGCUGGAGUAGUAGAUAUUUUGGUUUUCAACCCUCCCUAUGUCCCUACUGCCGAGCUUCCAGGUAUACCUUCCCCAGGAGAAAACACCACUGAGACUUCAUUCGCAGACGAUUCAAAACUACUUGCAUUGUCAUAUGCUGGAGGGGUGGAUGGAAUGGAGAUCACAGAUCGCCUACUUUUGAGCUUGCCAGAGGUCUUGAGCCAUCAAACGGGUUGCGCUUACAUUCUGCUCUGUGCUCAAAACAAGCCAGACAAGGUCAAGGAAAGAAUCAAGGGCUGGGGAUCUGGUUGGAAAGCAGAGACAGUCAGUACCAGUGGAAAGAAAGGCGGCUGGGAAAAGCUUCAGAUAAUUCGAAUCUGGCGAGAGAACGCGUGA